Colletotrichum navitas is the source of this 735-nucleotide messenger RNA. RefSeq lists its product as uncharacterized. The transcript is spliced from 2 exons. Lineage: Eukaryota; Fungi; Ascomycota; Sordariomycetes; Glomerellales; Glomerellaceae. The record is from RefSeq and is a predicted model, not a curated record. The coding region runs from base 132 to 689 and encodes 185 amino acids.
ACUGCUAGUCCGAACUCAAAACAAAAUGGCAUUGCGACUGCGGUACCCUGCCUACCGUGACCUUUACGCGACACGACUAGGUAUCGUCGGCGGCAGCAAGCCAAAAGAGAAAGGGGCCUUGCCUUGUCACCAUGUGCAUACGCAUAUGGUUCUGUGCCGCAGCUUGCCUCACCGAUAGGGCGGUCAUUCCCGCCUCUCCCGCCUCGGGGUCAUACGAGAGACCAGACAGAACCUCGUCCCGAUGCGACUGUGACGUGUGUUGCAGGCGCCGAUCGGUGCUUGCAGGAGUCCGCCCUCUACACCUACCUGCCUACCUACGGGCCAUGCCCCUUGCUCUCCGGGGAGGACCUGCCUCGACAAAGCGUGCUGUGAUAGACACGUUUAUCACAGCACAGGGUGCUACGCUGUCGGCUUCGGCGAGAACGGCUGCUCCUAGGGAGUUGGGUACUGUGUGCAAGGGUCGAGGAAGAGACCACAAAAGCGAGUCGAUGUGUCGCCGUCAACUCAUGGGACCGAACGUGGACGUACGACACGCUAUCCGAAAGUGUCUUUUCCUAGCCCGCAGCGCGCAUAAUAAGCUCGCGUGCCACAAGGUUUUUGAGCAAAAAAAAACUGUAUUUGGCGGGAUCAGGGGUUGGCAUCGCGACCUGCCCCCCCCCCCCCCCCCUUUCAGGGGCCGCGAGAUAUAAGGUUUCUGCAAAGCGUGAUCCCGAUUGCCUGGAGACGCGGCCCUUU